GAUUCUUGUGAAUCCAUAUUACGUAAUAAAACAAAUAUUAAAUCGGUUUUAGAAAAAGAAUCUCAGAUUUUUAAUCGUUCAAAUGCUGUAAAAAACUUAAUUAAUGAUCGUCAAUUUUGGAUUGAUGUUGAGCAAUUACAAAAUAUUCUUGGUCUAGUAAAAUAUGCUGUAAAAAGCUUGGAGUUUCGAACUACCUUGUUUGCGGAUAUAUUUGUUCAACUAGUUAAAAUAGCAAUUGCUAUUCAAGAAAUUUCAGUCUUAUAUAAUAACCAAUUUCAGCGUGAUUCUUAUCGUGAUGAUUUUUUUGAGCCCGGUAUAUAUAAAAAUUAUGUUCUUAAAAAAGCGCUAGAAAUAUGGAAACAAUUGGAUGGUAGUUGA
Molecule: messenger RNA, 378 nt
Organism: Racocetra persica
Lineage: Eukaryota; Fungi; Glomeromycota; Glomeromycetes; Diversisporales; Gigasporaceae
Source: the annotation of a GenBank genome assembly